Hordeum vulgare subsp. vulgare (domesticated barley) is the source of this 936-nucleotide messenger RNA. RefSeq names its product BTB/POZ and MATH domain-containing protein 2-like. The transcript is spliced from 2 exons. Gene Ontology annotation, biological process: protein ubiquitination. The record is from RefSeq and is a predicted model, not a curated record. Lineage: Eukaryota; Viridiplantae; Streptophyta; Magnoliopsida; Poales; Poaceae. Gene Ontology annotation, molecular function: protein binding. Bases 1 to 936 code for a protein of 311 amino acids.
AUGUCUAGCAGCUCGGCCUCGUCGGCUAAUCACGACGACGACGAGCACCCGUCGGAGACGACGUCGUCGAGAUCGCUGGCGGACACCGUCACCGUGGCACACAACUUCGAGAUCACCAGUUACUCGCUGCUCGACGGCUUUCGUCCCGGCGAGUACAUUUGCUCGAGAAGGUUCAACGCCGGCGGUUACGAAUGGUGUAUCAGGUUCUUCUCCAAGAAGCAUACCAACGAUGACCGCUUCACGAUCAGGUGCGUCUUGACCGUCAUCACGCCCCGCACGGAGGAACGAAGCGCCGUCGUGGUGCCCCGGUCGAACCUGCACGGCCACUUGAUCGAAAUGCUGGAGGACGGGGAAGGCAAGGACGUGACGUUCAGCGUGGGCGGCCAGUUGUUCCACGCCCACAGAUGCAUGCUCGCGGCACGAUCGCCGGUGUUCAAGGUGGAGCUCUUCAAUGGAAUGGAGGAGAAGGAUGAUACUCGGCACAUCAAGGUCGACGACGACAUGGAGCCCGCCAUCUUCCAGGCGCUUCUUCACUUCAUCUACACGGAUGCCUUCCCAUAUCAGUACUGUGGCGUGGACAAGAAUGUGCCGUUGCAACACUUGUUCGUUGCCGCCGAUCGGUAUCGGCUGGAUAGGCUCAAGGCGAUGUGUGAGCAGAAGCUAUGCCAGAGCAUCGACGUGCACACAGUUGCCACCACGCUUGCCCUAGCGGAGCAGCACCAGUGCGUGCAGCUCAAGAAAGCAUGCCUUGGGUUCCUGUCCUCUCAUGGUGUGCUCGGUGACAUCCAGGAGACCGAUGGAUUCAAGCAACUCGUAUCCAGCUGCCCUUCGGUUGUAGCGGACAUCGUAAACCACGUUGCCAUCGCUAGUGGUAGUGGUAGGGCUGCCAAAAGAGCUCGAGUCGAAGCCACUCACAGCGACUCGUCUUCUAGCUAG